AUGUUCUUCUCAAGAGAGAAGCAACCCUCAACAUACCCCGAGGUACCGCCCUCGCUCAACCACGACUCCUUCGAGAUGGAGGACGUGAAGCGCGCGGCCGCGGCAUCCUCAAACAGGCCUCCCGACAGUGCUGGCAGCAUAACCCCAUACCUUGGCCUUCGCUCACGACUGUCGCAAGUCUGGGUCAACCGCUGGACCAUUCUGCUAAUCCUUGUCCUCGUCCGAGUCCUGAUCCUCCUUGCCAGCCUCAACGACGAUCUUGGUGACGCAAAGACCAAGGCCCUGUCAGCAUGUACGAAAGUCGAAGAUAUCGGUAGUGCCAUGGCUUCUAUGCCACACUACCUAUCUGUCGGCGUCAACGACCUCGCUGCUAACGGCAUCUCUAAAGCCGUGAAUGGAAUGGUGGACGUGCUCAUGAUGAUACUCACUGGAGUCGAGGAACUCAUCCUCUUCAUCAUCAACAUGUAUGUUGGGACGUACGCCUGUCUCAUUGCCGCUUUCAUCCACAGCGGCUUGAGCAUCGGAGUCACGGUAGUCGGCGACACGACCGACUUCAUGAACUCCGGUAUCAAGACAAUCACCGACGAAAUAGCCGACGACGUCAAGAAAUUUCAGGACACUAUUAAUGACGCCUUUGACGCCUUGAACAGUGUCGGCAGUGUCUUUGGUGGCAGCAGUGACCCGCCCACGAUUGAUAUCACGGGCCGUCUUGAUGAUCUCAGAGACAUCAAGGUCGAUUCGACGCAAUUCACCAAGGACUUGGUCGCACUGAACAAGACCAUCCCCACCUUUGACCAGGUCCAGAACCUCACCCGCCAGGCAAUCUCGAUCCCGUUCGAUCUUGUCAAGCAGCAACUCAAUAAUAGCUAUGCUGGAUAUGCUUUCGACAACACGGUCUUCCCCGUCGCGGAGAAGGAGAAGCUCACUUUCUGCUCUGAUAACUCAUUUAUCAACGAUUUCUUCGAGAACUUGUUCGAGAUUGCUGCAAAGGCCAAGAUCGCCUUUAUCGUUGUGAUCAUCGUUCUCGCCAUCCUCGCCAUUGUUGGAAUGGCAUGGUUCGAGAUCGUUCGGUACAGGAAACAGCAACGUCACGCCAGGGUUCUCACAGAGAAUGGCUUCGACCCCAUGGAUGUUGUCUACAUCGCUUCUCGCCCAAUGACCGCCACCAUUGGCAUCAAGAUUGCCUCGAAGUUCUCUGGCAAGCGGCAAUUGCUUGUUCGCUGGGCCAUUGCGUACGGCACGUCUCUUCCGGCUAUCUUCGUCCUGUCUCUCGCAAUUGCCGGCUUCUUCUCAUGCUUCUGCCAAUGGAUCGUACUUCACUCGAUCGAGAAGGAGGCGCCAGCGCUGACAAGCCAAGUUGGAGAUUUUGCCGAGGAUGUGGUCAAGACUUUGGAGGGCGUGUCCGAGAAGUGGGCCAACGACGCGAACGGAGUCAUCACCAAGUUCAACGGCGAUAUCAAUGAUGAUGUCUUCGGCUGGGUCACCAACUCGACUAGCGCCGUCAACGACACCCUAAACACGUUCGACGACCAGAUGCACAAGGCCCUGGACGACGUGUUUGGCGGUACUAUCCUGGAGCAACCCAUCAACGACGUGAUCAAAUGUCUAAUCGACAACAAGAUCGACGCUGUGCAGAAGGGCCUGACCUGGGUGCACGACAACGCGCACGUCACCUUCCCCCUCUUCCCCAACGACACCUUCUCCGUUGGCGCGCAGGAGUCCAUCGAUGGCGAUACGGAGCUGACAACCUUCCUCGCCAGCCCCAGCUCGGUGACGACCGACGAGAUCAGCGGCGCCAUCGAGCACGUCACGACCAUGCUGCGCAACAACAUCAUCCAGGAGGCGCUCAUCUCCACGGGCCUGCUGCUCGUGUACGUCAUCCUCGUGCUCGUCGGCGUCAUCCGCGCCCUCAUCGGCAUGGCCGCGCCAGACAAGUCUCACGGUGAGGGCGGCCAGCGAUUCUACACGGGCGACGGCCGCGCGCCGCUGACCCCGCGCUCGCCAGCUCGGAGCCGGGAGAUAUCAGAAGCGCGGUUCCCGCAGUUCGGCCGCGGCGUCGCGGAGAGCGCGGUCAUGGACGACUAUGAGGCGCGCGCGAUGCAGGACGAAAAGCUCGGCUCUGCAUCGACAGCCCAGGUGCGAGGUGGAAAGGGCGGCCUGAGGAGUCCGGGCCAUUGGAGAGGGAGCAGCUACGGUCAUGUCGAGGAGAGCUACAGGUAG
Molecule: messenger RNA, 2220 nt
Organism: Phaeoacremonium minimum UCRPA7
Lineage: Eukaryota; Fungi; Ascomycota; Sordariomycetes; Togniniales; Togniniaceae
Product: putative plasma membrane fusion protein prm1 protein
Exons: 1
Coding region: 1-2220 (739 amino acids)
Cellular component (GO): mating projection tip
Source: RefSeq, a predicted model, not a curated record